CAGCAUCAGGCGCCUCCCGUGUAUCAUGGCGACACCGGAGGAGCAGAAGCUGCAAGUGUACAACGAAGCGCUGGUGCAUGCGUCUACGUGCCGCCUGCCCGAGUGUGUUGAGCACAAAGGGAGAUGCCAGAAGAUCCGGUCGUCGAUCCACCACUUCCUCAACUGCUACACGAAACGCCGGACAACGUCCCGCAUCGACGAGAUCGAGGAGUGCAUUCAUUGCGCCAAGAUCUUUCGUCUCCUGUGCUUCCACGCAUCCCACUGCAGUGGGUCGACAUGUGUCGUGCAUAUGUGCAACUACUUACGUCGGAAGAUCGAUAGCGCGCAACAAAAGUCGACAAGUGCAAGGCCGGUUAUUCGACAAGAUCCUGCCAGUGCUGCCAACGCGUGGCCAGUCGACCGACGCAUUGCGGAAGCAGAGAACAAUCGAGCUGUAGUAACAAACAUGAUCGCGCAGCUCGUGCGAGCGAAGCAAAGGAAUGGCGAAGAUAUCCACGGAAUAUACCAAAAAUACCUCUAGUGUUUCUCCAUUCACUUCAACAGUCGAGCACGGAAGGGUUCGUAUCGCAUGUGCCAAAGUAAACACGGUUCUUCGCGAUACAUGCCUGGAGCGGACACGAUGCAGCGCCUGUGCUCAUUGACACACGAAACCAUUCAUCCCACCAGGGUGCUUGUCAACGUCACAGAUGCCAAUUUAGAUUUUCAACAGCAUGCAUGACAAACGACAUAACCUGCAGAUCCCAAAGAGGUCAACAUAUCAUUAAUGACAAGACAAAUCAAUUGAACAACA
Messenger RNA from Aphanomyces invadans, 790 nucleotides. RefSeq lists its product as hypothetical. Gene Ontology annotation, cellular component: histone acetyltransferase complex; transcription regulator complex. The record is from RefSeq and is a predicted model, not a curated record. Gene Ontology annotation, molecular function: chromatin DNA binding; histone acetyltransferase activity; transcription coactivator activity. Gene Ontology annotation, biological process: positive regulation of transcription by RNA polymerase II. The transcript has a single exon. NCBI's taxonomy places the organism in Eukaryota, Oomycota, Saprolegniomycetes, Saprolegniales, Verrucalvaceae. Bases 26 to 520 code for a protein of 164 amino acids.